AUGGGGCUGUGUUCAAAGACUAAGGCCCGCUCCCCCUCCCACCGCAGUAAGCCGGUGGAGUUGGAGCCUACUGGAGCAGCAGCAGCAUCAGCAGCAGCAGUUGCGAAGGAGCCUCUCCCGGAGGGAGAUCUGCAUGCAGCAGCCCCAGAGUGCCCAGGGGAUAAGCAGACGAUUGAGGGAGAAGAGGGAGCAUAUCCUCUUCGUACGACACCCUCAUCAGCAACAGCAGCAGAAGCAGAUUCUGCUGCAGAGAGGCCCCCCUCAAGAAAAGAAAUAGAUGCAGGCAUCCAUGGCAUUGCCCCUCCUGCCCGUAACGACUCUGCCGCUACUUCGUGUGCAGGUAUGACGGAUGCAGGUGGUCUAAGCAGAGCUGCAACACUGCAGGCAGCAGCAGAGAAGGAAGCAAAGAAAGAAGCAGAGGAUGCGAAGGAAAAACAACCAGCUGAAGGAGCAGAGAAAGAGAGAAAGGAGCAGCAGGAAGCACCAAAGGAGAAGCAGCAGCAGGAAGAACAGCAGAAUGUUGACAAGAAAGAGAUAAAAGAAGAAGCAGCAGGGGAAGCAAAACCUCAAGAAGACAAUCAGGCAACACAAACACCACCACAAGAAGCAGCAUCAACAGCAGCAGCAAAGGAAGAAGAAAAAGGAAAUAUAGAAAAAGAAGAAGAAAAAAGGGAAGAAGAACAAGGAGUUGCAUCUGCUGCUCAAGAAUUCACGCUUACUAUGCAGCAGACCUUCACCUCCUUCAAGGAGAGCCUCAGCCGUAGCUACAGGAGUCUUCGCUCCCAAGCCUUGGACACGAGGGAGGAGGCAGCAGACAGCAACCAAAAUAGCAACAGAGACAGCAACAGCAGCAGCAGCAACAACAACAACAAUAACGGCAGCAGCAGCAGCAGCAACAGCAACGGCAGCAGCCACAUACCUCCGAUUCCCCUACCACAGCAGUGUAUGUGUGGCGUGCUGAAUGAGAUAACAGACUUUGGCGAGAAAGCAAUUCCUUGUGUCUUAGGAGAGCAUGCAGACAGUGAUACAGAAUUGGUAGGUGUAGGGUUGGUGCCUCCUCUAGAGAUAACAAUGAUUGUCAAUACACCUGGAGGUGCUUACCUACGUACUAUUCCUGCAGAGCUUAUUCAAGAUGCUAUUGAUAUGGGAUUCAUAACAGAAGAAGAAGUACAAAAACAAAAAAGAGACUGGGAAGAGAAAUGGGGGCAUCUUGCAAUACAAUAUUCCCCUGCAACCUCCUUUGCUCGUCAGGAUGUAAAGGUGUAA
This is a messenger RNA of Eimeria maxima, 1266 nucleotides long. RefSeq lists its product as hypothetical. Lineage: Eukaryota; Apicomplexa; Conoidasida; Eucoccidiorida; Eimeriidae. Bases 1 to 1266 code for a protein of 421 amino acids. The record is from RefSeq and is a predicted model, not a curated record. The transcript has a single exon.